AUGACGACAAACGCGACACGGUCCUCGACACCCGGAGCUCAGAAGUCGUGGAAUCUCGGCAAAGCGCUCUUUAUUCUCGUUAAUGUGGUUCUCCUAGUGGAGAUAGCACCGUUACGAGCCGAUGCACGCGCUGUAGACUCAGCAGCGCGAGCAGUGUCGAGUAUGAAGCGGGGUUGGGAUGCGUUACGCGAGCGCGCAGAGAGAGGACGUCAGUUUCUAGACGUGAGAAGAAGUAUUAUGAUGCAGAAAAGAUCAUAUAACAAGACGGUCUACGUCAGCGCAAAGACAUAUCAGGGUGCAAACUUUUUCGAGUUGCGUCUUUCGUCUCCGAGUGCUGGAUACGAGUGGGACUUUUAUAGCGGACAAGACUACACACAUGGAUAUGUAGACUAUUUGACCAAAGAGCAAGCAUUUACAAAAGGAUUGGCCUAUGUCACGGAAGAAGGCCGAGCAAAUAUGCACGUGGACAACUGGACAGUGCUCACCGUUGACGAUAUAAAUAACGGAAAGUAUCGACCAAGUGUCCGAAUAUCAACAACGGCGAAAUACAAUCACGGCCUGUAUAUCCUCGACGUCGCUAAAGCACCGUUUGGAUGCAGUACAUGGCCUGCAUAUUGGUCGACCAACGAAAACUGGCCUCGGGAUGGCGAGAUAGACAUCAUUGAGAACGUACACGCCAGUUUGUCGAAUCAAGUUUCCUGGCACACCCUACCAGGAUGUAACUUGGUCACAUCUGGAAACUAUACCGGGACAGCUCUCAACACGAUAUGCGACAGCAACUAUAUGAGCAAUACCGGAUGUAACAUUGUCGAUCCCAGCGUCGCCUCGUUUGGGCCCGUCUUCAAUGAAAAGGGCGGCGGCGUCUUCGCAAUGAAGUGGGAUGACAAGAGUAUUGAUGUUUGGUUCUUCUACAGGGCCGCCAUUCCAGACAAUAUCAUUCAAGGCUUGCCCGACCCGACGACGUGGCCUACACCAUCUGCAUCGCUCUCGUCACAAGGGUGUCCAAUUGACCAGUUCUUUAGGAACCAUAUGUUCAUCUUUGAUACUACGCUCUGUGGUGAUUGGGCUGGAACCUCGUAUUCGACGUCCGGCUGUCCUGGAUCCUGCGCCGAGCAAGUUGCCAACCCCAGCAACUUUGUUAAUGCAACUUGGUCAAUAAAUUACCUCAAGGUGUACAAUAAGACAGUGAUUAAUACCUCUUACCUCGACUCCAGUGCUACUCAGGGUACAUCUAGUACCAACGCUUGGACGAGCAUCUACCUUCUCCUUAUUACCAGUUUGUCUGCUCGGCUGCUCAGCGUCGCACUCUGA
Serendipita indica DSM 11827 is the source of this 1311-nucleotide messenger RNA. Lineage: Eukaryota; Fungi; Basidiomycota; Agaricomycetes; Sebacinales; Serendipitaceae. The record is from the annotation of a GenBank genome assembly.